This is a messenger RNA of Amaranthus tricolor (Joseph's coat), 2483 nucleotides long. Its product is annotated as probable GABA transporter 2. The record is from RefSeq and is a predicted model, not a curated record. NCBI's taxonomy places the organism in Eukaryota, Viridiplantae, Streptophyta, Magnoliopsida, Caryophyllales, Amaranthaceae. The transcript is spliced from 7 exons. Gene Ontology annotation, cellular component: plasma membrane. The coding region runs from base 642 to 2021 and encodes 459 amino acids.
AGGUUAUGGCUUCUUCCCACUACCCAACAAACCCAUCUAGGAUUUGAACUUGUAACUUAAAUAGAGAUUACAACUUCACAUCUUUUCAAUUAUAUUUACUCUAAUAUUAUAAAACCCUAAAUAAGCCAAAAAAAAAAAUGUUUUGAUUGAAAAACUUUUAAGUGUUAAAUCAUGGAAUUGCUCACCAAAAGUUUGGUAUUAAUCCUCCUCUUCUAAAACUACCCUUAAAAUUACUUUUUCUUCAUUUCAAGUUUGAUGGCUAUAAAUCCAUAACCACUCUCCCUAUAUUUUCUUCCCAUUUCUCUCCUCAUAAUCACUUAAACCCAAUAAAAUUAAGGAUUACCCAAUUAAAUUAAGUAAAUACCCAAUUAGAUUAAGGAUCAAACCCUUAACCCCACUUUAAUUCCUUUGCAAAUCAAGACAAGUAAAGCAUCAUAGUAAUAGAAUUCCUUACUCUUCCUACCUUCCUUUUUUGUCUUCUUUUCCAUUCCAAAGAUAAUAGUAAGAUUAUAUUGCUUGUCUUCUACAAUCACUAAAACACCCAUUUAAGGCAGAAUUUUGUAACAGUAAACCACCCAAUUCUUCUACAAUUCCUUCUUUUUAGUCCUAAAAGUUUUGGGACAAAAAGUUGAUCUAACACGAUGCCACCACAAGAUCCCAUUAUAACAAAGGAAUAUGUAGGCCAUAUUCCUAUCUCUUCCUCCUCCUUCCAUGACGCUGGCGCACAAUUCGUCCUUGAAUCCAAAGGUAAAUGGUGGCAUGCAGGGUAUCAUUUGACAACGGCAAUAGUGGGGCCAACAAUACUAACAUUACCGUAUGUUUUCAGAGGAUUGGGAUGGGGAUUAGGCUUUGUAUGUUUAACAGUGAUGGGAUUAGUAACGUUUUAUGCUUAUUAUCUAAUGUCAUUAGUGCUUGAUCGUUGUGAACGUCAAGGACGCCGUCAUAUACGUUUCCGUGAACUUGCUGCCGAUGUUUUAGGGUCUGGCUGGAUGUUUUAUUUCGUAGUAUUCAUCCAAACGAUUAUCAACACCGGGAUAAGUAUAGGAUCUAUCCUCUUUGCUGGACAAUGUCUUCAGAUCAUGUACACAAGCCUAUCACCACAUGGAACAAUGCAAUUAUAUCAGUUCAUAGCAAUGGUGACAGUAGUGAUGAUCUUACUCUCCCAAUUCCCAUCUUUUCACUCUCUCAGAUACAUCAACUUGGGUUCUUUGCUCCUAGCUUUGGGCUACACUUUCCUAGUUGUUGGUGCAUGUAUUCAUGCAGCUAGAUCAAAACAUGCUCCUCCAAGGGAUUAUUCAUUGGACUCUUCAGAGGGUAUAAGAGUUUUCAAUGCUUUCAACUCCAUCUCUAUUAUAGCUGCCAUUUUUGGAAAUGGUAUACUGCCUGAAAUACAAGCAACUUUGGCCCCACCAGCAACAGGGAAGAUGUUUAAAGGACUUCUGGUAUGUUACACAAUCAUCUCAAUCACAUUCUAUGCAGUGGCUAUUCCUGGGUAUUAUGUAUUUGGAAACAAAUCAGGUCCAAAUAUACUUGAGAAUUUUUUGAGUGAGGAUGGACCUUCUUUGGCUCCAGAAUGGGUUCUAGCAGUUGCUGUUGUCUUCAUUCUUCUUCAGCUUUUUGCUAUUGGCUUGGUUUACUCACAAGUAGCAUUUGAACUCAUGGAGAAGAAAUCAGCAGAUCCAAAGCAAGGGAAAUUCUCAAAGAGAAACUUGGUCCCAAGGAUAAUACUUCGUACAAUAUACAUGGUAAUAUGUGGAUUUUUAGCUGCAAUGCUUCCAUUUUUCGGAGACAUAAGCAGUGUAGUUGGAGCCAUUGGUUUCAUCCCUUUAGACUUUAUUCUUCCUAUGCUUCUUUACAACAUGACUCAUAAACCAUCAAAAAAAUCUGCUGUUUACCUAGUCAAUAUUACCAUUAUUAUUACCUUUACUGGUGCUGGACUUUUAGGGGCAGUUUCCUCUUUUAGAAAGUUGAUUCUUGAUGCUAAAGAGUUUAAGCUUUUUAGCAACAAUAUUGUUAAUUAGAGUGUUGAUACUAUAUAUACUUCACCAAGAUAUACCAAAUUUGUUGUAAUUGUAUACUCUCUUCUGUACUUUUGAGUUUGUCCGUAACUUGUGAAAACAUAUAGCAAUUUGGGAUGGAAAAUGAAGGAAACUUAAUUGAACGGAGGAUGAAGCGAAUUUAAUAGAAUGGAGGAAGUAGUUUUCUAUAAUUAGUCUACUGAUGCUAUAGUUGUCGGAGAUAGACGAACUAUGUUGCGAUCUUUUUACUGUUUAGUACCCUUGAGUUUGUAUGUAACACUUGCGCACUCGGAUGAAAAAUGGAGCAAUCUCAAUGCAACGGGUGAUGAAGUAAACAAAAAAGAACGGAGGAAAUAGUUUUCUAAGAUGUAAUUUGUUGAGUGAAUUUGUGUAAGUUUCGGCUUUUUAAAAGUUUGUUAUGUAUUAACAAGAGUUGAAAUAUAUAUUAACUAAGAAAUUUAAAAA